Messenger RNA from Neoarius graeffei (lesser salmon catfish), 2223 nucleotides. Its product is annotated as V-set and immunoglobulin domain-containing protein 10-like 2. The record is from RefSeq and is a predicted model, not a curated record. NCBI's taxonomy places the organism in Eukaryota, Metazoa, Chordata, Actinopteri, Siluriformes, Ariidae. The transcript is spliced from 10 exons. Bases 1 to 2223 code for a protein of 740 amino acids. Gene Ontology annotation, molecular function: protein binding.
AUGACUCAGCCCAGCGUGGUUUCGGUUGUUGAAGGCACUGAUGCUCUACUCACUUGCAUAGUGAGUAAAAACUACCCCGUGGUCACAGAGAUUGCCUGGUACAACAAUAUGAAGCAAAAGGUGGGGGACAAUGCCAGGAAAUAUAUUAUUCAGCAAGCUGCUAGAUGGUCCUUGACUGUGCGACAGACAGAUGGCAUGGUGGACAGUGGACAGUACUGGUGUUCUGCUACCAAUGCUGUUGGAACAGCAGAGAUCCCAGUCAUGCUGCUGGUGAUAAUGCCAGUUUCCAAACCCACCAUCCUGCUGAGUGACUCUUCUCCAGUGGAAGGCACAUCAGUGUUGAUGCACUGUAUUGUGGAAAAGGGAACGGAACCUAUUAACUACACAUGGGAGCAUGAGAGGCAACCUGGGCUGAUCACAACACUGGCCAAGGAAAACAGAAGUGUGGUCAGUGUUACCUGGGUCUCUCGUAAUCAGACUGGCUGGUUCAGGUGCCUGGCCAGGAAUGAGGUCAAUCAGCAGCGCAGUGACCAGAUCUGGUUAAAUGUCUUAUUUGGCCCAGACUUACCUCAGAUAGAUGUCACAGCCUACUCAGCAGCAGAUCACGGAUACACAGCUCUGGAAAAUGGAAACGUCUCCCUCAUGUGUCAAGCCUCCUCUAACCCUCCCAGCCAGUACGUCUGGUUCUACAACAACUCUCAGAUCAACACUGGAUCACAGCUUACCAUCACCAAGAUCCUCCGUAUGCAAGCAGGCUACUAUGCCUGUCUGGCCCAGAAUGCUAAUCUCAACACCCGCUCUAAGAAAACAGUCACGUUUACUGUCUACUAUCCACCAGAUGGUGCUCCAUCAUGUUCCAUAUUCCCAGUAAAUAACUACACUGACCUGGCUCUUGUUUGUUCCUGGAUGGGUGGAUAUCCACCGCCGAACCUAAACUGGAGUCCAUAUGUGAACAGAGACAAUCCACAGGGUUUUGCGAAUAUCACUCAAAUUCAGCCAGGCUCAGAGACUUCAAACAACUCAGUAUUCACCUGUUAUGGCACACAUAUUGCACUAAAUGUUCCCCAGAGCUGCAGCACCAGGACAUGGCUGCCUUAUGGAGAACCCCAAUGUUUUGCAUAUGUGACUCGUAAAAACGAGUACUUGAUGCUUUCCUGCUCCUGGGAGGGUGGUGUCCCUGGGGCUCUACUGUGGUGGGCCUCCAGUUUGGGAGUCAUACAGGGAACAUUAGAGGAGAACUCCAACAUCUUGGUUCUACGCUCCAGUGCCAACUACAGCAGCAAAACCUUCAUCUGUCAUGCUAAACAUCCAUUGGCUAAAGCGAGCAAGCGGUGUGUGUUAAAAUUAGAGGCGCCAGUGUUGAUGACUCAGCGCAGUGUGGUUUCAGUAUAUGAGGGCAAUGAUGUCCAGCUGACCUGCAUCCUGAGCAGAAAUUAUCCUGCAGUCACAGAAGUCACCUGGUACAAUAAUUUAAAGCAGAAUGUUGGUGAGACACCGAAGAAAUACAUCCUUCAGCAAGCUGCCACCUGGUUUAACCUGACUGUCAGGGAGACAGAUAGCACAGCGGACAGUGGACAGUACUGGUGUUCUGCUAUUAAUGCAGUUGGAGGAGCAGAGAUUCCUGUCUCGCUUGUGGUGAAGAGAUACCCAAUGCCUCCAAACGUGACCAUCAGUAAGAUCACAUACAGCAGUCAGCAGAGGACAGAUGUCAUGGUGGAGUGGUUGGUCCAGAGAGAUGGAGACCUCACUGGAUUCUUCAUUGAGCGUCAGAGGCUCCCUGUCGGCAAGAGUGCUGUUGUUCCUCUUUGGCAGAAAGUGGUAGUGGAUCUGGAUCCAAGCACCCGCAGCUACCAGAUCACCAAUCUGGACCCUAGUGGGAAAUAUGCGUUCCGUGUGACUGCUGUUAAUCACAGAACCAUUGGACACCCAUCAGAGGUCAAGAGUCCAGCAAACCCACCCUUUAAAGCUUAUCCUGCUGUUAUUGGAGCAGCCAUUGGAGGCAUGCUUCUGGCAACAUUAUUUACAAUCCUGCUCUUCAUUUACUUGCUGAGGAAUCGCAAUAACCACCCUCGUCUCCAUAGCAUGAUAUUUGGCAAGCAGAACAGCCAGUCAAGAGAAAAUAUCAACUUCCCUGAGGAUGAGGUUGUUGGAGGGGCAGAGGGAGAGGGACACCCCGAAGAAACAAAUUCCCCAAAUCCAAAUUCCAACAACCAACUUACAUAG